UGUGGUUUGUUUAUGGUUCCUACUGUAAUAAACCAGUAAAGUGAUAAUGUAUGUGUGAUAAAUAGGGUAAAUUACCAACUUGUUUACAAAUCUAAGCAAAGUUAUAUAUUGGUUGCCAAUACAGGUAUCUUAAAGACACGAACUUUUUAAUGAUUACUGAACUGAUUUAUUUGGCAUAAAUUAAGGAAGACUACUGUCUUAUCAGAUUAUAGAUGAGGAGUUUACACCAAACAAUGCCUGCUUCUCUUACAAAUUGAAGGAACACCACCCAAAAUGUUUCUUUAAUCCCCAGGAGUACCUGUAUAUGCACACAUCAUGGAUGACACAUCACACAUCAUGCAUGAUCAUUUAUAGUUAUGAGGACAGUAACUAAAUACUUGAAAAUGUAUAAAAAAGAAUUGUAUUUUUUAAUUACAAGUGUGCAUGUUGCUUAUAUUGCCAAACCUGUGUGUGGUGAAGGGCAGGGCACUGCAACUCCUCCUGUUCUGUAACUUAGACGAGAGCAAGAAUGCAUAGUAGAUUGGGUAAGGCACAGUAAUACAUGAGAGAUAUAUAAUACUUAUACAGAGGGAGAUCCUGGUAGACAAUAACCCAGGUGCUGGGCGAAGGCUGAGGGGACCGGAACAAGAAGCAGAGGAUGAUUCAGUAUGUGAGGAGCCUGAGAUUUUAGAGAGGGAAAGACCUCGUCCUCAAGGCUCAUCCCCAGUAGAAGAAUUUCCUGUUGAAAAACAGGCUGAGGAGGAUAUCUUUGACUCAGCACACAAGAGUGGAAGCAACAAAAAAAGCAGAAAAGCUGGCUUUGGAUCUCUGUUUGACAAGCGCACAUCUGACAAAAUGAAUGAAACAGAGGACAUGCAAAGUGGUGAAUCUGAAAUGAUUGUGAAAACAGUGAAAGAAGCAUGUGUUGAGGGCUUAGUCGUGACUGGUGGAGGGAAAGAGGGGAUCUUCAUCAAAGAAGUGAAACUAGAUUCUCCUGCUUCCAAACAUCUAAGUGUGAAAGAGGGUGAUCAAAUACUAAGUGCUACAGUAUACUUUGAUAAUGUUUCAUAUGAAGAUGCGCUUCAAAUUCUUGAGCAUGCUCAGCCAUAUAAAAUGGAAUUCUGUCUAAGACGCAAAGUGGAACCAACCAUACCAGAAAAUGCUGAAAUUAUACACCCAAAGGAAAAAGACCAGGGCCCACCAAUGAUGAGAAGUCAGAGAAAGAUGAAAAAACAGCAAGAACGCAUCUCAUGGCCAAAGUUCCCAUCCUUUGGCAAGGGGUCCAGAGUGCAAUUCAAGAGAUCUCACAGCACAUCAGAAGCAGAGGAACACAGGAAAUUAGAGAUGAGCCCACCAACAAGUGACACUGAAUCUCCACUGAAAUCUCCACUGAAAUGUUCAGAUGGAAAAGACAAGAAAAAAAAGCACAAAGUUCAAAUAAAAAUGAAGAUGAAGGGCCACAGGAGCAAGUCUGUUGAGGAACCCCAGAGAAAUGAGAAGGUGUUGGUUUGGGAAAAUCAACAAGUGGAGGAUAUAUUAGAAGAAAAGGUUCCUGAAGGACAUGAGGAAAAAAUGCAAGAGAUCCCACAGGUCCUAGAUCGAGCAGAAAAUGAGGUUUAUUCCAAGACCGGGAAUGAUGAUCCAUUUCAGAGUCUGUCAGGAAUGGAACUGCAUGAGGCUCAUUUAAUUAGUUUGGGCAACACGUUAAAGACUACAGAUAUUUCAUUUGCUCUUGCACAGGGUGAAAAAAUAGAGAGUUCAGAAAUGAAAGUCAGAAUUCAUCAGAAGGAGAGACCUGAUAUUGGAACAGAAAACCAAGCAGAAACUACCGAAGCUUUGUACACAAUUCCAGAUCCAUCAGCCUGUGACAAUGUUAUGUUAUCACAGGCAGAGGUAGAAAUAUCUCAACUUGACACUGACCUCAACAGACAGGGAAAAGGAGAAGAUAGUUCAGAGGAGAAAAUUAAAUCUGGAAAUGCAGAACUUAGCAUGCCACAUUUAGAUAUUUGUGUAGAAGUAACAAAAAAAUCUCCAAGGAUUGGUGAUGAUAAGCAAUGGAAGGAGAGAUCCGUGUUUGAAAAUGAGAGUUAUGGGUUUCGAACCAGAGGUCCAUUGGCAGACAUGGCCACAUCAAAGACCCACUUUGUGAACACAGCAAAUGGACUUCAGUUCAUUUCACCAGAUUUUUCUGAGUUAACGCAAGUGGGGAAAAUGUCUGAUGGCAUCAGUGAUGCAAAGAAACCAACUGUUAUUUUCCAACCAAAACCUGGUAGUACUGCUUUUGCUGUAGACAAAGAAGAUUCACCUCUAGAAAUCAAAACUUCCAAGUUACCAACAGAAACUACAGAAAGAUCAGCAUCAAAGUUUAAAUUGCCAAAGGUAGAUCACUCUGGAUUUGUAACCCAUGAACUAAUCAAAAUGACAGAAGUGGAAAAAAAUAGGACCCAUCUACCAAAACGAGAAGAUAUUGAAAUUCCAGGGAUGGAAAAUGAAGAAACAAAACCUAGUCUUCAGACACCUGAAAUUAAGGUUCCAAAAAUUGUGAGAGUUACAAAUAAUGCAAAGGAGAGAGAAAUCCAGGAUCUACAAACAGAUGAAGAGUUCAAUGUUGAGGAUGUUAAAGUGGCUGUUUCCAAAUUCCCUGCUUUUAAACUGCCUGAGGGGGACAUAACAGGUGUUCUUGUGCAAAGAGAAAUUACAAUUAUGGAACUGAAGUCAGAUAAGUCUGUGUUGACCCCUAGGGGAUCUCCACAUAAAAUAUCCAUCACAAGUACAGACAGUAGCACUAGUAUCCCUAAAAGUAAAGUAGGUGAAGAAAAGUCACCAGCUUCUGAUACUGUAGAUAAGGACACAGCAAUCAAGAUGCCAAAAAUUGAGCUACCUUAUAUUGAUGACCAAACAUCAGUGGCUGUGAUGAAAAUAGACUACACACAGCCACAGGUAACAGAUUAUGGGAGAUUUGGAGAUAUAAACUUCAAACUGCCAAAGCGGGAAGAUAUUGAAAUACCAGGGAUGGAAGCCAUAACGGAAUCAAAACUACAGAACACAGUAAUCAAAGCAGUCAGUGAUGCAGACAUUGACCAAGCUGAACAGCCAACUAAAAAAUACGGUGACAAAAAAGGUCAUGAAAAGAAAUCAAAGAAAUCAAAAAUAACCCUCCAAGGAUUUGAGAUCACUAAACCUGAUAUUCAGUCUCCCGAUAUUAGUACUGAAUUACCAAAGAAGGAUUCCUCUAAAAUGGAUACUGGAGAAACAAAGAUCCAUGAAAAACACAAAUUCAAAACCCCCAAAAUAGGGGAAGUUGAGAAUAUAGAUGUUCCAGUACAGAAAACUAAGAUUUUAGAAGAUAAUAUGGAUAAUAUGGACUUGCCACAAAAAACAGAAACAAAGUUUGGCAAAACAAAAUUUAAAAUUCCCUCAAUCACCUUGCCAGAAUUUGGAACUAAAGUUCCAAGGGAAGCAGUAGAUAUCUCUGCUGUGGAUGUACAAGUGAAAGAAGCUCAAAUAAUUUUACCAGAGGAUAAAUUAAAAUUAUCAGCUGAGCCAUUAUUAUCUGACUUAGAUGGCACUGAUGUAAAUAAAGAUGGACAGUCUGUCAAUGUGUAUGACAGAGCUCAGGAUAAUGAAACUGAAGGGCAAGGGAAGAAGUUCAAACUGCCAAAAUUUGAGAUCAGUUUUCCAGAAGUGAAAGCACCAAGAAUUAUUUGUACAUCAAAGAAAGAUGACGACAGUUCUGUAUCAGAGAAAAGUGGUGAAAUGCCAGUAGUGCAUUCACCUAAAGCUGAACUACCAGAUGUAAAACCCGAAGUGAGCGCAGAUCUACCAGAAGUAGAUUCUGAAAUAACUGACGUGAAAAUUAGAAGGCCAGGGUUUUCAUUUCCCAGGUUUGGGAUAUCUAAAUCAGAACAUACAGCCCCAGCAGCUGAUACAAAUCUCAAAAAUGUUGAUGUGUCUUUACCAGAGGGACAUACAGAAAUGGAGGAUCCAAAAACAAAUAUAGUAAUAUCAGUGAAAGAUGGUAAGCAAAAGGAUACAACAAAGUUUGUUUCUCCAACAAAGUUCAAAAUUCCAUCAAUCAAGUUCCCAAAUUUUGGAGCUAAAGUUACAAAGGCAGCAAUGGAGACCUCUGAUGUGGAUGUUGAUGUUAAAGGAGCUGAGAUAAGUCUGCCAGAUACAGAGUUAAAAUUAUCUGCUGAGCCGAUUUUAGUUGAUAUAAAAGAGCCUGAUGUAGACAAACAAAAGAAAUCUGCCAGUAUAGAAUUUAUUAAUUUGGACAUCCAAAAUGAGGCACAAGGGAGUAAAUUGAAAUUGCCAAAAUUUGGAAUCAGCCUUCCUGAAAUAAAAGGACCAAAAAUAGAUAUAAGUUCAGACCAAGCAGAGAUUGACAUUUCUGUACCAAAGGGGAAAGUACAGGUGAAGCCACCUGAUAUUGAAGUGCAAGCUGGAACACCUGAAGUGCAAUUAGACCUGCCAGUGGACUUGGACAAAGUUAACAUUCCAAAGACAAGAGAGGUCUCUGAUGUGGAUCUAGAUGUUAAAGGACCUGAACUAAGUGUACCAGAUGCAGAGAUAAAAUUGUCAGCUGAGCCACUCAAAGUGGAUAUAAAAGGGCCUGAUGCAGACAAAGAAAUGAAAUCUCUCAGUACAGAAAUGAAAGAUCAGGAUAUCCAAAUUAAGGAGCAAGGAACUAAAUUCAAAUUGCCAAAAUUUGGAAUCAGCCUUCCUGAAGUAAAAGGGCCAAAAAUAGAUGUAAGUUCAGACAAGGAAGAGAUUGAUAUUUCUGUACCAGAGGCAAAGGUAGAAGUGCAUCCACCCGAUGUUGAAGUCCAAGAAUUAACAGCUGAAAUAAAAGCUGAACUGCCAGAAGUAGAUUCUAAAGAUAUUGAAGUGAAAAUGAAGACAGCAGGCUUUUCGUUUCCUAGAAUUGGAUUUAGUAAGUCAGAAGUUAAGGCUCCCGAAGGUGAUGUGAGUCUCCCAGAUGUUGAUGUGUCUUUGCCUGAAGGAAGUCUAGAAAUGGAAAGACCAACCACGGAGGUUACAAUACCAGUGGAAGAUGCAGAACAAAAAGGUCGGUCAAAGUUUGGUUCUCCAACAAAGUUUAAAUUGCCUUCAUUCAACUUUCCAAAGUUUGGAACUAAAGGUCCAAAAGCGUCAGUAGAGGUCUCUGGUGUGGAUGUAGAUGUUAAAGGACCUGAACUAAGUGUACCAGAUGCAGAGAUGAAAUUGUCAGCUGAGCCACUCAAAGUGGAUAUAAAAGGGCCUGAUGCAGACAAAGAAAUGAAAUCUCUCAGUACAGAAAUGAAAGAUCAGGAUAUUCAAAUUAAGGAACAAGUAAGUAAAUUCAGAAUGCCAAAAUUUGGAAUCAGCCUUCCUGAAGUAAAAGGGCCAAAAAUAGAUGUAAGUUCAGACAAGGAAGAGAUUGAUAUUUCUGUACCAGAGGCAAAAGUAGAAGUGCAUCCACCCGGUGUUGAAGUCCAAGAAUUAACAGCUGAAAUAAAAGCUGACCUGCCAGAAGUAGAUUCUAAAGAUAUUGAAGUGAAAAUGAAGACACCGGGCUUUUCGUUUCCUAGAAUUGGAUUUAGUAAGUCAGAAGUUAAGGCUCCCGAAGGUGAUGUGAGUCUCCCAGAUGUUGAUGUGUCUUUGCCUGAAGGAAGUCUAGAAAUGGAAAGACCAACCACGGAGGUUACAAUACCAGUGGAAGAUGCAGAACAAAAAGGUCGGUCAAAGUUUGGUUCUCCAACAAAGUUUAAAUUGCCUUCAAUCAACUUACCAAACUUUGGAACUAAAGGUCCAAAAGCAUCAGUAGAGGUCUCUGGUGUGGAUGUAGAUGUUAAAGGACCUGAACUAAGUCUACCAGAUGCAGAGAUGAAAUUGUCAGCUGAGCCACUCAAAGUGGAUAUAAAAGGGCCUGAUGCAGACAAAGAAAUGAAAUCUCUCAGUACAGAAAUGAAAGAUCAGGAUAUCCAAAUUAAGGAACAAGGAAGUAAAUUCAAAAUGCCAAAAUUUGGAAUCAGCCUUCCUGAAGUAAAAGGGCCAAAAAUAGAUGUAAGUUCAGACAAGGCAGAGAUUGAUAUUUCUGUACCAGAGGCAAAAGUAGAAGUGCAUCCACCCGAUGUUGAAGUCCAAGAAUUAACAGCUGAAAUAAAAGCUGACCUGCCAGAAGUAGAUUCUAAAGAUAUUGAAGUGAAAAUGAAGACACCGGGCUUUUCGUUUCCUAGAAUUGGAUUUAGUAAGUCAGAAGUUAAGGCUCCCGAAGGUGAUGUGAGUCUCCCAGAUGUUGAUGUGUCUUUGCCUGAAGGAAGUCUAGAAAUGGAAAGACCAACCACAGAUGUUACAAUACCAGUGGAAGAUGCAGAACAAAAAGGUCGGUCAAAGUUUGGUUCUCCAACAAAGUUUAAAUUGCCUUCAAUCAACUUUCCAAAGUUUGGAACUAAAGGUCCAAAAGCGUCAGUAGAGGUCUCUGGUGUGGAUGUAGAUGUUAAAGGACCUGAACUAAGUGUACCAGAUGCAGAGAUGAAAUUGUCAGCUGAGCCACUCAAAGUGGAUAUAAAAGGGCCUGAUGCAGACAAAGAAAUGAAAUCUCUCAGCACAGAAAUGAAAGAUCAGGAUAUCCAAAUUAAGGAACAAGGAAGUAAAUUCAAAAUGCCAAAAUUUGGAAUCAGCCUUCCUGAAGUAAAAGGGCCAAAAAUAGAUGUAAGUUCAGACAAGGCAGAGAUUGAUAUUUCUGUACCAGAGGCAAAAGUAGAAGUGCAUCCACCCGAUGUUGAAGUCCAAGAAUUAACAGCUGAAAUAAAAGCUGACCUGCCAGAAGUAGAUUCUAAAGAUAUUGAAGUGAAAAUGAAGACAGCAGGCUUUUCGUUUCCUAGAAUUGGAUUUAGUAAGUCAGAAGUUAAGGCUCCCGAAGGUGAUGUGAGUCUCCCAGAUGUUGAUGUGUCUUUGCCUGAAGGAAGUCUAGAAAUGGAAAGACCAACCACAGAUGUUACAAUACCAGUGGAAGAUGCAGAGCAAAAAGGUCGGUCAAAGUUUGGUUCUCCAACAAAGUUUAAAUUGCCUUCAAUCAACUUUCCAAAGUUUGGAACUAAAGGUCCAAAAGCGUCAGUAGAGGUCUCUGGUGUGGAUGUAGAUGUUAAAGGACCUGAACUAAGUGUACCAGAUGCAGAGAUGAAAUUGUCAGCUGAGCCACUCAAAGUGGAUAUAAAAGGGCCUGAUGCAGACAAAGAAAUGAAAUCUCUCAGCACAGAAAUGAAAGAUCAGGAUAUCCAAAUUAAGGAACAAGGAAGUAAAUUCAAAAUGCCAAAAUUUGGAAUCAGCCUUCCUGAAGUAAAAGGGCCAAAAAUAGAUGUAAGUUCAGACAAGGCAGAGAUUGAUAUUUCUGUACCAGAGGCAAAAGUAGAAGUGCAUCCACCCGAUGUUGAAGUCCAAGAAUUAACAGCUGAAAUAAAAGCUGACCUGCCAGAAGUAGAUUCUAAAGAUAUUGAAGUGAAAAUGAAGACAGCAGGCUUUUCGUUUCCUAGAAUUGGAUUUAGUAAGUCAGAAGUUAAGGCUCCCGAAGGUGAUGUGAGUCUCCCAGAUGUUGAUGUGUCUUUGCCUGAAGGAAGUCUAGAAAUGGAAAGACCAACCACAGAUGUUACAAUACCAGUGGAAGAUGCAGAGCAAAAAGGUCGGUCAAAGUUUGGUUCUCCAACAAAGUUUAAAUUGCCUUCAAUCAACUUUCCAAAGUUUGGAACUAAAGGUCCAAAAGCGUCAGUAGAGGUCUCUGGUGUGGAUGUAGAUGUUAAAGGACCUGAACUAAGUGUACCAGAUGCAGAGAUAAAAUUGUCAGCUGAGCCACUCAAAGUGGAUAUAAAAGGGCCUGAUGCAGACAAAGAAAUGAAAUUUCUCAGUACAGAAAUGAAAGAUCAGGAUAUCCAAAUUAAGGAACAAGGAAGUAAAUUCAAAAUGCCAAAAUUUGGAAUCAGCCUUCCUGAAGUAAAAGGGCCAAAAAUAGAUGUAAGUUCAGACAAGGCAGAGAUUGAUAUUUCUGUACCAGAGGCAAAAGUAGAAGUGCAUCCACCCGAUGUUGAAGUCCAAGAAUUAACAGCUGAAAUAAAAGCUGACCUGCCAGAAGUAGAUUCUAAAGAUAUUGAAGUGAAAAUGAAGACAGCAGGCUUUUCGUUUCCUAGAAUUGGAUUUAGUAAGUCAGAAGUUAAGGCUCCCGAAGGUGAUGUGAGUCUCCCAGAUGUUGAUGUGUCUUUGCCUGAAGGAAGUCUAGAAAUGGAAAGACCAACCACAGAUGUUACAAUACCAGUGGAAGAUGCAGAGCAAAAAGGUCGGUCAAAGUUUGGUUCUCCAACAAAGUUUAAAUUGCCUUCAAUCAACUUUCCAAAGUUUGGAACUAAAGGUCCAAAAGCGUCAGUAGAGGUCUCUGGUGUGGAUGUAGAUGUUAAAGGACCUGAACUAAGUGUACCAGAUGCAGAGAUGAAAUUGUCAGCUGAGCCACUCAAAGUGGAUAUAAAAGGGCCUGAUGCAGACAAAGAAAUGAAAUCUCUCAGCACAGAAAUGAAAGAUCAGGAUAUCCAAAUUAAGGAACAAGGAAGUAAAUUCAAAAUGCCAAAAUUUGGAAUCAGCCUUCCUGAAGUAAAAGGGCCAAAAAUAGAUGUAAGUUCAGACAAGGCAGAGAUUGAUAUUUCUGUACCAGAGGCAAAAGUAGAAGUGCAUCCACCCGAUGUUGAAGUCCAAGAAUUAACAGCUGAAAUAAAAGCUGACCUGCCAGAAGUAGAUUCUAAAGAUAUUGAAGUGAAAAUGAAGACAGCAGGCUUUUCGUUUCCUAGAAUUGGAUUUAGUAAGUCAGAAGUUAAGGCUCCCGAAGGUGAUGUGAGUCUCCCAGAUGUUGAUGUGUCUUUGCCUGAAGGAAGUCUAGAAAUGGAAAGACCAACCACAGAUGUUACAAUACCAGUGGAAGAUGCAGAGCAAAAAGGUCGGUCAAAGUUUGGUUCUCCAACAAAGUUUAAAUUGCCUUCAAUCAACUUUCCAAAGUUUGGAACUAAAGGUCCAAAAGCGUCAGUAGAGGUCUCUGGUGUGGAUGUAGAUGUUAAAGGACCUGAACUAAGUGUACCAGAUGCAGAGAUGAAAUUGUCAGCUGAGCCACUCAAAGUGGAUAUAAAAGGGCCUGAUGCAGACAAAGAAAUGAAAUCUCUCAGCACAGAAAUGAAAGAUCAGGAUAUCCAAAUUAAGGAACAAGGAAGUAAAUUCAAAAUGCCAAAAUUUGGAAUCAGCCUUCCUGAAGUAAAAGGGCCAAAAAUAGAUGUAAGUUCAGACAAGGCAGAGAUUGAUAUUUCUGUACCAGAGGCAAAAGUAGAAGUGCAUCCACCCGAUGUUGAAGUCCAAGAAUUAACAGCUGAAAUAAAAGCUGACCUGCCAGAAGUAGAUUCUAAAGAUAUUGAAGUGAAAAUGAAGACACCAGGCUUUUCGUUUCCUAGAAUUGGAUUUAGUAAGUCAGAAGUUAAGGCUCCCGAAGGUGAUGUGAGUCUCCCAGAUGUUGAUGUGUCUUUGCCUGAAGGAAGUCUAGAAAUGGAAAGACCAACCACAGAUGUUACAAUACCAGUGGAAGAUGCAGAACAAAAAGGUCGGUCAAAGUUUGGUUCUCCAACAAAGUUUAAAUUGCCUUCAAUCAACUUUCCAAAGUUUGGAACUAAAGGUCCAAAAGCGUCAGUAGAGGUCUCUGGUGUGGAUGUAGAUGUUAAAGGACCUGAACUAAGUGUACCAGAUGCAGAGAUGAAAUUGUCAGCUGAGCCACUCAAAGUGGAUAUAAAAGGGCCUGAUGCAGACAAAGAAAUGAAAUCUCUCAGUACAGAAAUGAAAGAUCAGGAUAUCCAAAUUAAAGAACAAGGAAGUAAAUUCAAAAUGCCAAAAUUUGGAAUCAGCCUUCCUGAAGUAAAAGGGCCAAAAAUAGAUGUAAGUUCAGACAAGGCAGAGAUUGAUAUUUCUGUACCAGAGGCAAAAGUAGAAGUGCAUCCACCUGAUGUUGAAGUCCAAGAAUUAACAGCUGAAAUUAAAGCUGACCUGCCAGAAGUAGAUUCUAAAGAUAUUGAAGUGAAAAUGAAGACACCAGGCUUUUCGUUUCCUAGAAUUGGAUUUAGUAAGUCAGAAGUUAAGGCUCCCGAAGGUGAUGUGAGUCUCCCAGAUGUUGAUGCCUGUUUACCUGAAGGAAGUCUAGAAAUGGAAAGACCAACUACAGAUGUUACAAUACCAGUGGAAGAUGCAGAACAAAAAGAUCGGUCAAAGUUUGGUUCUCCAACAAAGUUUAAAUUGCCUUCAAUCAACUUUCCAAAGUUUGGAACCAAAGGUCCAAAAGCGUCAGUAGAGGUCUCUGGUGUGGAUGUAGAUGUUAAAGGACCUGAACUAAGUGUACCAGAUGCAGAGAUAAAAUUGUCAGCUGAGCCACUCAAAGUGGAUAUAAAAGGGCCUGAUGCAGACAAAGAAAUGAAAUCUCUCAGUACAGAAAUGAAAGAUCAGGAUAUCCAAAUUAAAGAACAAGGAAGUAAAUUCAAAUUGCCAAAAUUUGGUAUCACCCUUCCUGAAGUAAAAGGGCCAAAAAUAGAUGUAAGUUCAGACAAGGAAGAGAUUGAUAUUUCUGUACCAGAGGCAAAAGUAGAAGUGCAUCCACCUGAUGUUGAAGUCCAAGAAUUAACAGCUGAAAUUAAAGCUGACCUGCCAGAAGUAGAUUCUAAAGGUAUUGAAGUGAAAAUGAAGACAGCAGGCUUUUCGUUUCCUAGAAUUGGAUUUAGUAAGUCAGAAGUUAAGGCUCCCGAAGGUGAUGUGAGUCUCCCAGAUGUUGAUGUGUCUUUGCCUGAAGGAAGUCUAGAAAUGGAAAGACCAACCACGGAGGUUACAAUACCAGUGGAAGAUGCAGAACAAAAAGGUCGGUCAAAGUUUGGUUCUCCAACAAAGUUUAAAUUGCCUUCAUUCAACUUUCCAAAGUUUGGAACUAAAGGUCCAAAAGCAUCAGUAGAGGUCUCUGGUGUGGAUGUAGAUGUUAAAGGACCUGAACUAAGUGUACCAGAUGCAGAGAUAAAAUUGUCAGCUGAGCCACUCAAAGUGGAUAUAAAAGGGCCUGAUGCAGACAAAGAAAUGAAAUUUCUCAGUACAGAAAUGAAAGAUCAGGAUAUCCAAAUUAAGGAACAAGGAAGUAAAUUCAAAAUGCCAAAAUUUGGAAUCAGCCUUCCUGAAGUAAAAGGGCCAAAAAUAGAUGUAAGUUCAGACAAGGCAGAGAUUGAUAUUUCUGUACCAGAGGCAAAAGUAGAAGUGCAUCCACCCGAUGUUGAAGUCCAAGAAUUAACAGCUGAAAUAAAAGCUGACCUGCCAGAAGUAGAUUCUAAAGAUAUUGAAGUGAAAAUGAAGACACCGGGCUUUUCGUUUCCUAGAAUUGGAUUUAGUAAGUCAGAAGUUAAGGCUCCCGAAGGUGAUGUGAGUCUCCCAGAUGUUGAUGUGUCUUUGCCUGAAGGAAGUCUAGAAAUGGAAAGACCAACCACAGAUGUUACAAUACCAGUGGAAGAUGCAGAACAAAAAGGUCGGUCAAAGUUUGGUUCUCCAACAAAGUUUAAAUUGCCUUCAAUCAACUUUCCAAAGUUUGGAACUAAAGGUCCAAAAGCAUCAGUAGAGGUCUCUGGUGUGGAUGUAGAUGUUAAAGGACCUGAACUAAGUGUACCAGAUGCAGAGAUGAAAUUGUCAGCUGAGCCACUCAAAGUGGAUAUAAAAGGGCCUGAUGCAGACAAAGAAAUGAAAUCUCUCAGUACAGAAAUGAAAGAUCAGGAUAUCCAAAUUAAAGAACAAGGAAGUAAAUUCAAAUUGCCAAAAUUUGGAAUCAGCCUUCCUGAAAUAAAGGGACCAAAAUUUGAUGUAAGUUCAGACAAGGCAGAGAUUGAUAUUUCUGUACCAGAAGCAAAAGUAGAAGUGCAUCCACCUAAUGUUGAAGUGCAAGGUGUGACAGUUGAAAUAAAAGCUGACCUGCCAGAAGUAGAUUCUAAAGAUAUUGAAGUGAAAAUGAAGAGACCUAAAUUGUCUUUUCCCAAAUUUAGUAAAUCAGACAGUAAGGCUCCAGCAAGUGAUCGGAGUCUCCAAACUGCUGAUGUUUCUUUGCCAGAGGAAAGUAUCAAAAUAGAAGAGCCAACUACAGACAUUAUAGAGUCAAUGGAAGUUGCUAGACAAAAAGAUCCAACAAUGUCUAGUUCACAAGCAAAGUUAAAACUUCCCUCAGUAAAAUUCCCAAAAUUUGGAGUUAAAGUUCGAAAGGAGACUGUUGACAUAUCUUCUAUGGGGACAGAUGUUAAGGGACCUGAAAUAAGUUUAAAAGAUGCAGAUUUGUCGGUUAAGCCACUCUCAGUGGAUAUAAAAGGACACGAUGUAAACAAAGAUGAAAAUUUUGGAAUUGCACACCCCAAAGUUAAAGGCCCAGAAGAGAAAAUACAGUCUCUUAAUGUUAAAGUUACGAAUGUGGAAAUAACCAGUGAAGUAGCCUUACCAGAAUUAGACUCCCAAGUGGGAAAAUGUGGAGAUGAGAAUACAGCUGUAAAUGCUCUAGAUGAACCACAGCAAAAACAAGCAGUCAAGACAUCCUCCAAAUUCAUAUUGCCAACACUUGGUGAAGUUUUCAGUGGCUUUGAAGUUGAAUUUAAUGUACCUAAAUUUGAUGAAAUUGACGAGGCAAAGAAAGUAUCUUCCCAAUUAUCCAAAAAAGCUGAACACACCCCACAGAGUUUCAUAAAUGAAAAUGAGUCCAAGAAAAGUUUCUCAAGAGACAAUGAUGAGGACAAUGUCAGUCCUACUUUGUCACUGAGUUCAUCUGAUGCUUUUGCUGAUGUAAGUUCUGCACUUACAACUGAACAGAUUGGCCUGUCGCUGGCCAGCCCUACAAAGGUCAAAGUAAAAUAUUCUGAACCCACUGCUAAUGCUGAAGUGAGUGACAUACAUGGUGAUAUUAUUACUUCAACAGCCAGGACUGGACUAAUAUUCAUGGAGCCUCAUCAGCCAGAGAAAGUGAACAUUCCAUUCUCUUCUGAAACAUCCUCUUCUUCGGUGGAUACUCUGAAACAAAUGUCAGGACACAUAGUUGUGUCAAGUGUGCAAAGUGUUUCUAAAACAGAACAUGCUGCAAUCCACACUAAAUUAUAUACACAAGAUACUCAAACAUUGCCUCCAGAAAAAGUAGCUGACUCAAUGUUGUCAGUUGAGGAAACAAUAAUGCAAAAGGGACAUACUAUAGUGGAGAAGCAUGUUGUAAAGGAAAUCUUUGGUGAUGACAAAGAGAAAAUAUUUGUGACACAGAGAAUACAGGUUUUUGAAGGAGACUCUACUGAGCCUAUGUCUGAUGACACAGCAUCCUCAAUUCAAAAGUUAAGAAACACUGUACACACUGAAAAAAUUAGAUUUUUUGAGGGGGCAGAGUCAAGUAAAACAAUUAUAAUGAGCACUGACACAUUACUAAGGCAUGCAGAUUCCUCUACAGAUGAGAAUGAGGGAAAAUGAUUUCAGCUCACACUUUAUUAGAAGUAGAAUGAUGGCUGUGUAAACCAGAUAAAUCAGUGUGGUCUCACAAAUUCUACACAUUUUCUGUAAGCUUGGGUUGUAUAAAUUGGUAUUAUGCUUCAGAAUGCAUUUUUAUUACUUGUGUAACCAAAUGUGUUGUGUGAACAUAAUAUAAGUUAGGGCUAGCACCAAAACCUAUUUAAUAACAUCAUUAAAUAUGGCUAGCUAAUAAUGCUUAGAAUACUCAGUAUAGAGAAACAUGGGCAUUGAGCACCCAUUACAGUAAAAUUAUUCUCUCCCGAAAUUGUUUACAGCACCCUCUUGGUCAUAUACAAGUAAAUGUAACUGUCUCACAUUUAUCGAUGUUCAUGGAAAAAUAUAUAAUAUAUGUGACUACUGAAAAGUAAUAAUAGUAUAAUAUUUUUUUGCAGAAAUCUCAUUGGCAUGUAAUUAUUGUAUUGCCAUGAAUUAUAAUCAUAGUUAAAUUUAAGCUUCUAAGAUUUUGCAGCUCUGUGAAGGGAAAGUACAUUUUUAAAAAAUGUUCAGCCAAGCUCCCUUUCAUGUCCUACACUAUUGUAAAACACAAUAUAUUUACAUCUAAUUGAAUUACUGUAUUUACAUACAAACAUAUGCCACAAUAAAUCUUGUAAAAUAAAAAUGGUUAUCUAAUUCUUGAAUAUUCCUGAUAUAUUUUUAUGGAAAACCCAGAGACUUUGGGGGAAAUUUAUGCUCUCAUUCUCAGGAAUACAGCUGAAUACAGCUGUGGUAAUACAAAGCCACCAAAUUAUAAUUUGUUAUUUAUUUGCUACUCAAAUCUACUGUCUGACAAUUCCUAUAUUUAACAUUAAUAAAGUCACAGUUAUACUAUUAUAAUUAAUCAAACCUUACUUCAUCUGAAACCCUUGUAGUCUAUAUAAGUUCUGUAGCAAAUACACUAUAUGGCCAAGCAUAUGUGGACACCUGACCAUCACACCCAUAUAGUCAGGCCCAUAAGAAUUUGGACAGUGACACAAUUUUCACAAUUUUGCCUCUGUACAACACCACAAUGGAUUUGAAGUGAAGCAUGUGAUUGAAGUGUAGACUUUCAGCUUUAAUUCAAGGGUUUUAACAAAAAAUUGCAUUAACCGUUCACAAAUUACAGCUUUUUUUUAACAUAGUCCUCCAUUUUCACAGACUCAAAAGUAAUUGGACAACAAAUAUAAUUAUAAAUAUGAGGAUUAUUUUUAAUACUUGGACGCAAAUCAUUUGCAGUCAACGACUGCGUGAAGUCUGAAACCCAUGGACAUCACCAAAUACUGAGUUUCCUCCCUUGAGAGUUUCCUCCCUGCUUUGCCAGGCA
Messenger RNA from Pangasianodon hypophthalmus (striped catfish), 14821 nucleotides. RefSeq names its product apoptosis inducing factor mitochondria associated 2. Gene Ontology annotation, biological process: apoptotic mitochondrial changes; regulation of RNA splicing; positive regulation of apoptotic process. The transcript is spliced from 7 exons. Gene Ontology annotation, cellular component: mitochondrion; nucleus; cytoplasm. The record is from RefSeq and is a predicted model, not a curated record. Gene Ontology annotation, molecular function: flavin adenine dinucleotide binding; electron-transferring-flavoprotein dehydrogenase activity; protein binding. NCBI's taxonomy places the organism in Eukaryota, Metazoa, Chordata, Actinopteri, Siluriformes, Pangasiidae. Bases 835 to 13482 code for a protein of 4215 amino acids.